AUGGGGCUCUUCUUCAAACUCUUCAUUGUUGGCUCACGUGAUGUAUGGAGACGAAGAACUGUAACGCAUUUAAGGAAAAUAAAUGAAAUGGCCCUGCCUUUCUGUGAUAUACAGCCUCAAGACCCAGAAGAGCCAGCUUCUUUGAUCCCCUUGGCUCCAGUGGGAGGCAGGGAAAUUGGUACUAGCGACGUGGCUCUGGUUCCCUACCAGAAAAGUUGUGCUCUUGUUGCCAAAUUAGCCCCCUUGGAAGAUUUAAAGAUCUACGCUGUUGCCGCUGUCACUAAGGCUGAUUACAAAGCCGCUAACUCAAAACAUGAGCAGUUCUGGAGGUACUUGGAGAAGUCAGGGGUGCUAGACACGCUGACCAAGGUGUUGAUAGCCUUAUAUGAAGAACCAAAGAAACCGAACAGUGCUUUGGGUUUUUUAAAGCAUCACUUAGGGGCUGCUACCCCAGAAAAUCCAGAAAUAGAGCUGCUUCGCCUAGAACCACUCAAAAUGAAACAGAAAUAUGAAGCUAUUGCAGAAGAAAAUAAAAAACUGAAAGCAAAGCUUUCUCAGUAUGAACCACCUCAGGAGGAGAAGCAUGCUGAAUAGGAUUCUUCUCAGUUGAAAAGACCAAAAA
This is a messenger RNA of Cebus imitator (Panamanian white-faced capuchin), 622 nucleotides long. Its product is annotated as c-Myc-binding protein-like. Lineage: Eukaryota; Metazoa; Chordata; Mammalia; Primates; Cebidae. Gene Ontology annotation, cellular component: nucleus. The coding region runs from base 1 to 594 and encodes 197 amino acids. Gene Ontology annotation, molecular function: transcription coactivator activity. The transcript has 3 exons. The record is from RefSeq and is a predicted model, not a curated record. Gene Ontology annotation, biological process: regulation of DNA-templated transcription.